ACUUACCUUCCCGACGUCUCUCACGACUCACGGUUAACACGCAGGGGAGCUCUCCUCUCUCGCUGCACACCUUCCUACCCAGACUACCAGCGUCCGCCGUGUGUGCUCCUCGUGGUUCACCUACCUACCUACCUACCUACUUACCAACCUACCCGCCAACCUACGGGUCCGUUUUGCUCCCCGCCCAGUCCGCGCACCCUUCUCUGUGUGCGUUCUCCUCGGGAUCGCUCUUCUCUCCUCUCAUCUCUCGUUCUCUCGUCUCUCGCGUCUCUCUCCCUCCCGCCCCGCCGCGUGUCACACCAACGCGAUCCCGCGUCUCCGUUCCCUCUAGAUCGCCUCUCCUCCGGUGAUCUACUUUCAUCUCUUUCACUCUGCCCUCCAAUCAGCUCUCUCUCUCUCCCUCUCCCUCCAGCGGAGCGGCGUCGGUGCUCGCCGAUACCGGGACCGUUUGCUCACCACCGCGCCGCGAGUACCAUACGGUUCUCUUCGUGGUCGCCGCAGCGCCACGCCGCGCCUCGCCUCGAUUCCUCCUCCUCCUACCUUCUCUCCUUUACCUCCUCCUCGUACCCCUCCCCUCAGGUGUACAGAAGGUUUCUCGCUCAGGUUAAGCCUCGGCUACGCGGCGAGUCGCGUCUCACGAAUCUCCGCGAGAGCGCUCGCUGAUAUUCCGCUUCGUCCACGAGGCGGCCCGCACGGAGGGGGGAUAUCACACGCCUCGAGAGAGGACCUGGACAACGAGCACCAAACGAUCGCCGGACGGUGCUCGGCAACGUGCUCGAGACUCCUUCCGAUCCUCCGGCGCGCCACCAGUCAGGACUCCGCUGCUGUCCUGCCGACAAGACACGAGACGACGCGACACGACACAACACACGAUACGACGCAGGACGCGGACACGAUACGACACGAGACGACACCGGCGAUCGAACGAUCGAUCGCACGAUCGGACACGCGCGUCGUUCGCGGGGAUCAUCGCAGGAUCAUCGGUCCCGACCGGAAAUACGCGGCGUCGCCCUGUGAGAACGAUCGCGACCAUGGAUCCUCGGUGAACAUCGCCCGAGCGGAAGGAUCCCACCUUGGUUCUGUCGCCUUUAUUCUUCGGGACAGGAGUGGGGCAGGAUUUCGACGGGGAUUUCGCCCCUGACCGAAGGGUGCCAAGUGAGACCAGGAGAGGGGAUUGAAGAGUUCUAGUCGAAGGAGCGGCUUGGAUAGAUACAGUUUUAGUUCAGUGAUCGACGGAGAAGCCUCGAACAUUGGCUGUGAGAGAUCAGAGGGAUCUUGUCGCUCGAGCACGUGGUUGCCACGAGGCGCUCACCACCUGCGAACACCUCGGCAGCAUAUCGGCGGACAGUAAUCGACGCUAGGAUGUACGAUCGGACGUUUCGAUCUGGAUACACGUAGGAGGUCUCGCUGGGACGAGGAAGAAGUGCCCUGAAGUGUGAGGAUCUCAGUGUUCGUUGUUGUUGAAACGAGAGUGACCCUUCUCUUUCUCCUCCUCGCUCUUUCUUUUCGCUUGCCCUGCUCUUCUUCUAUUGCCCGCCCGACAACGAGGACUCUGUGUGCUCUGUUUUCUGUCUCUCUAUACCCUUGCAUACUCCGUUUGAUCGGUGGUGAACUGGCCAGCGUAUAACAGUUGUGACACCGGCGACGACCGGGAUCAAGAAGCGAAGGCGGUACGCGUCGAGGAUCAAGAGGAUCCAGAGGACACACAACCGGUGGGAAAAAAAAGUGAGAAACCGUUCGCCGGAAGUGCCCAACCAUCUACCCCCGGCUUCAAGGUCGUGGAAUGACGCAUAAGGUCACCGCGAUCCGCCAGCAGGAGCCAGGACAAGGGUGACAGAGGCGGUGUGAUGAGCGGAUAUCUCGGUAGCAUCACCCUGCCCCCGACGUUGCUGCACGACCCGAAGUAUCCUCCAGCCAUGCGGGAGAAGGAUUCGAGCCCGAGGAAGAUGCCCGGCCAUAUCAGCCCCAAACAGGCCAGCAUCUAUCCGCUGAGCGUUCGCGUGCCGGACGUGGAAGAGCUGCCGUACGACCUGAGCCACGGCCACGGCCGGGGUCUCUCGAGCCCGACGAACCAGCAGCAGCACCACCAUCAUCAGCAGCAGCCGCACAUGAGUCCUGCGGCCCGGCCACCGCAGCCGCACCACCAGGACGAGCUGGACUGCGAGCCGCUCGAUCUUCGCGUGGAUCACAAGAAGGAGAGGCUGCGGGACGAGAACCAGAACGAGAUCGAGGUGCUGAACCAGAACAGCCUCGGCACCGGUCUGCCUUAUCACACGGUACUGUUCCCUCAACACCACGCCGUUCAUCCGCUAGUCCUGGAAGCCAUGUACCGGUCCCACCACCACGGUUCACCGGUUCCGGACCUACCCAAGAUCCAGGUCAGAGCGCUGCCCACCAUGGUGCCUCUGCCGCCGAACAGAUUCUCCUCGACGACCUCCUCCACGUCGUCCUCGUCCUCGCAAGCCGUCGCGAGGAUACCCAGCCCCUCCGCGGUUCCGCCGCCGCAGCAGCAGCCGCCGCAGCAGCAGCAAAGCCACGCGAGCCAGCAACAGCAAAGCCACGCGAGUCAACAGCAGCAGCAGCAGCAACAGCAACAGCAGCAGACCGCCUCCGCUCUGCCGCCGUACUCCAUCAGCGUGCAGGCCGGCUUGAAGCCGAAGGACAGAUACUCGUGCAAGUUCUGCGGCAAAGUGUUCCCCAGAUCGGCGAACCUGACGCGGCAUCUCAGGACGCACACCGGCGAACAGCCAUAUAAAUGCAAGUACUGCGAGAGAUCGUUCAGCAUCUCGAGCAACCUGCAGCGCCACGUCCGGAACAUCCACAACAAAGAGAAGCCGUUCAAGUGCCCGCUAUGCGAACGGUGUUUCGGCCAGCAGACCAAUCUCGACCGGCACCUCAAGAAACACGACGCCGACGGGCCGACGAUACUCGACGAGGUCCGCUCGAGGUACCACGGCCAGCUGCCCAGGGCGGACGAGUCCUACUUCGAGGAGAUCCGCAGCUUCAUGGGCAAGAUCACCUCGCAGAGGCAGGGGAUGCCUUACUUCCCGGGGCUGCUCGGUCACGGGGCCGACGACUUUAGAAGCGACAAGCAGCAGCUUCAAAUGGAGGAGAAGCGAGGCGACUCCUCGUACUUCAGCGACAGGGACAAUCUGAGCUCGAGGUCGAGCAGUACCGCAAGCAGGCCCGAGAGCGUCCAAGAAGAGCAGAGGGAAGUCAGUUCGCCGCCGUUGUCGCCCGGGAACAACACCUGAGCCGAGCCACCCGAUCGUUUCGGGUUCGAUUAGUCGAUGAGGCCCUCUCUUUCUCUCUGACGGGAAGUCCGGGUCGCCGGGUCCUAGGAUUAGUGUUAGGAAAAGUCUUUCAGAACGAGGAAACUGUGGCAACAGACUAUUUGGCCGGCCGUCGAGUCUCCCGGGCUCGUCGUCGACCGGAAGAACCGUCGUGGACGUCGGUUCCGCGUGCCUGAAGCGUCCUCCGGCUCCGGCAUGGAGGCGCGUUUAGUUUAAGUAGACGAUAAAGUCGACCUAAGCACCAAUCUUUCGCGGCCCUGGCUCGAUAACUGUCGCAGAAGCGUGCGGGACAAGGUGGAAUUCUCCGGACCGCUGGGAAGACAUUCGUUGUACAAAGUAAUUGGAAUAUGGAAUGAAUCUUCCGAACAACUCGGUAUCAAUUGGGAUCCAAUGGGAAUAGUUUCUUUAUACCGUAAAUUUUCUCAAAAUGUUCCUCAGCUUCUAAACGAAAAUAGAUCAUUUCGGAAGAGGAGAGACGCGAUUAUUCGAGCCUCGCGGCUCGUUUUUACGGUCUCCGAUUGUCAGAAACUGUAAAAAACGAGCAAUUUUUGCUUAUCAAAGCUGACGGAAAAUUCCGAGAGGAUUUACAGUAUUUUAGAAAUUCGCGAGUGAAAUAGAAUAUAAAAGACAAAGGCCCCGAUUCGAAGGUAUCUGUCAGGCAGUUAUCAAGACACCGCCGCAAUUACUCGUAGCCCUUUGUUCGUUCGCGGAGCAUAACAGAUAGAUCGGCCGGAAACGAUUCGACUUUCGAGAGCGUCUAAUGGUUCCCCGAACGGCUUCGAUCUCGAGUUAAUUCCUGCCGGUAAGAAAACGACACUUCUCGGCUUUACGAUCUAGAAAGUGAAUUUCAGCCGGGUGGAAAUAAAACAGAAAUCGCCAGGCGGAUCCGCGCCAUUUCCUCGGGGAACCCUGGGCGAUUCGACGGCUCCGGGCACGAGCCAUUAAACUUCCAGAGAAAAUCGAGGGAUCGGGGAUCGAAAAAGGGAGACGAGCCUCUCGAUGUUUCCGCGUGAAAGUCGACCGCGGCCCGUUGGAAUUCGACACGGCCGAACCGUAAUAUAUAUGUAUAUGUAUCGAGAAGGAGAAGCGGAUUUCGUGGGAAAGCCGACGCGCGCCGCGCCGCGCCGCUCUGAUCUACGCGGACAUGGAAAACCGGCGCGCUUCCUGCCGACGAUGAUCAGCGAAAAGGAACAAACGAACCUCGGCGAUCCCACACGCGCGCGGACGACGCUCUCCUACCCGCGGCCCGUUUCCCGCGGCCGGUCCCAGAAAACUAUACCCGGGGCGAAAACGAUCUAAUCGCCUUCCGUUCUUGACUCUCUCGCGUCUCCGCCGGCGGAUUCGCCGGCGCUUUCUAACCGAUGGCCGAUAGGUGCCUCGACCUUGGCGGCGACGCCGCGAUCGAUUAUGCGAGAUCCGGAUCGAGCGCCGGACCGUCGCCGUCGGAACGGACGCCUCGACGCCUGUUCCGAGGAGGAGCUGCCAACGGAACGGUCGCUGCAUCGGCUCCCGGCGCGAUAUUAGGUGGCAAUUUAUCGGUACUUUCUACCAUGCACCGCCGCGACGUUCACCGCAAGUAGCGCAGGUGUGGAGGCUGCGCUCGCGCCGAGCGGAUCCUCUUGACCUUGGUAAACGCGAGCGAGCGAGCGAGCGAAGGAGCGAGCGGCCGGAAACGCGGUCGAAGAAAGGUGUUGUUGCUUGCGCGCGGCCGAGACCGUCUUCGUUUUUCGAAGGGUGUGCGCACCGGCUGGCCAGGAAAAUCGGAUGAGCGAUGAUAGUCCCGGGAGUUCAGUGACGCGUGAGAAACGAUUUGCGCUUUCUAGCUUGGAAUGCCGGCGUUCCUCUAAAUUACAGGAGACGCCGGUUUCGCGGUGCCCGGGCCCGCGUCCCUGAUCGAGCACGCCCGAGAUCGAUCGGGGCCCGGCCGAUAUUUUUCGGUUUCCUUGUUUCUGACGCGCUGGGGUCGCGAGCGAUUCGCGGUGAACGGCGGCCUCCUCGAAAUCCAUUUUAAGACCGAUCGAUUUCGAAAGGGAGAUCGAUGCAAGAUCGAUCGUGAACGCGAGGUGUGACUAAGCUUCGGGGCUUCGAUCUCUCUCUCUCUCUCUCUCUCUCUGUCUUACACUCUGGCUCUCUUUAUCCCUCUUUCUCUCUCUUUCUCUCUUUCUCUCUUUCCUCUGGGCGCAACGGUGAGGUCGAGAGAGGAUGGCCAGGCCCUGUUUUUCUUGCUUCACGCAUACGAUCCCGUCCGACGAUGGCCUCGGACCUCUCUUGCGUUACACUUCUGCCACGCCCCGAUCGGACGGGCAAGCUCAUCGCGAAAGUGAAACGCAAUAAAGGAGCCACGCCGAGGCGAGAGAGCGAUCUCGACAACCAUGAAACGCUUAACAGAGAGAUACGCCGCGGGAGAAGGAAAGAUCGGACGUGUCCGCGACCGAGACGGAGAGAACAACGGCCGCGGGGGGGAACGGGGACACCAGCGAGUCGACCGAUCCGAGACCUCGGAGCUUGGAAAUCGGCUCCCCCGACCUCCUACGAUCGCCAAUUAGAGUUCCGGAUUUUUUUACAAACGCGCCGUCAGCGCGAGCUUCGCGUCGGCUGCGCUGGCUCGCGACAGCCGUCCGCUACAGGCGAUGGUAACACUAAAUCUAGCAUUUCGUUUUUUUUUUUUUUUAAAUGACCGCUCUUACACCCUUCAUUCUCAUAAUGUCGUAUUACGAAGCCGUAUCUUAAAAAACGAUUGAAUAUAUUCAUUUGUUUAAGCUCACGUUAUAAUCACGACGGCGAGAAGUCUAAAUAAAUUCAGUAUUGUCGUUCUCACAAAAGCAACAGUCGUUUGUCACUUCCAGAGCUUGGAAGGUUUAGUAUGUUCAUUAACACUAAAUCUACCGAGCCGAUCAAAAUGAGUCGUUUCAUAUAUUUGGUAUAAAGAAGACAUUUCAAUCAAAAUAGCGAAUGGUCUAAAUAAACACAGUUUUUUCCGUAAAUACAGUUUUUCCUUAUAAAAAAAUACACAGUUAGGUCUCGGUUGGUUCAGUGUUAAACCAACAUACUUGAAGUCACGCUCUUCGAAAUUUAGUGCUUCUGUCGUCGUCAAGGAUCGCGAUCGAACUUUGUUCCUCAAUUUCUGUCGAACGUGUAUCAAUAGCGCCAUCCUCGCUUUCCUGAUUGUUCUAGCUAGCAUGAAUCUUUUAAAUUCGCUAAUAUAAUUAAACCGAUCCCUGCGAAGUCUCCUUGCACCGCAUUCGAAAUCAGAAAAUCGACUUCUUGCUUCGAACCGAUUCCACUGCAAUGGACGCUUCUCUUCUCUCUCUCUCUUCUUUCUCUCUUUUUUCUCUCCCUCCUUCUUCAUUUCUUCACCUAGAAGAUUCUCUUUGCGAAAUCUCGAGGGAAAUCGGCAGGAAUGCUCAAGAACGUUUACAGAAUCGUCGCCGCGACGUCGAGCGUGUCGAUACGAUAACGAUCGGCGUUGACGCACAAUCGCCGCCGGUUUCCACGGCCCGGGAUCCUCGUCUCGGCCAGUCGUUCCUCUCGCCAAGGAAAAGGAAAAAACCGGAGGAGCCGCGAAAUUUCUCGGGAGGGAGGGACGAGGAGGGGCGAGCAGCUUAUCCCGCGAAAUCGCGCGUUCUCACGUCCGCGCGCGCUGCGCGUUUUUCGAUCUCAUCUCGUUCCAGUUUACACGCGUGAUUUCACUGGUCGCCGGCUCGUGGACUGGCCGGGUCGAUUCGAAUUGCGACAGCCUGCUAGAACGAGAAAAGAAAGCGAACGCGCGGAGACGGGACGGGCACAGAAAACGGCCCCCGUCGACGAUCGUUCGCCGGAAACGCUGCUCCUCUGCGGGAGCUGCGGUGCUGCGAGAGUAAUCGUCGAACGGCAUCAUUCGGAAAAGACGCGUUGCAAACGGGCCGUCGGCGUCGUUCUUUCUGCGCAUUUUCAUUGCAGAUUUCUUGGCAGACUUUUUCGCAGACUUUUCUUUUAGAGAUAAUGACACGCAAGAUCUCUGGACUACGAAUAUACAAAAUUAGUAUCGGAAACCGUGCCAUUAAAUGAAAACACAGCGGUAUACUUUCGAUGCAAUUACGGCUAGACCGCGGAUUUGAUGGAUUUAUAACAAAAAUGAAUAGAUCAAAUGCAAAAUA
Molecule: messenger RNA, 7429 nt
Organism: Megalopta genalis
Lineage: Eukaryota; Metazoa; Arthropoda; Insecta; Hymenoptera; Halictidae
Biological process (GO): regulation of transcription by RNA polymerase II
Cellular component (GO): nucleus
Molecular function (GO): DNA-binding transcription factor activity, RNA polymerase II-specific; RNA polymerase II transcription regulatory region sequence-specific DNA binding
Source: RefSeq, a predicted model, not a curated record